AUGUCUCAGCUCCAACCGCAACGACCGGCCAUCAGGGGAAAGAAGACAGCACUGGAGGUUAAGGCAGUCGAGGAAGAGGAGGUCAAAGAAGAGCUCCGGAAGAGGCACACUGCGAACAAGGAGAAUGCUGCUGUCCGCCGCAGCAAGCACGACGAUGAAGAGUGUGUUUCUGAGAGACCCAGGCCUAAGCGCAGCAGGCGCAACUCGGUCCGCCUGUCCUUCUGCUACCCGUCUCGUCACGUGGAGAACCGUGACCGAGUCCACGCGGCUGGUGUUUCCAACGUGCCAACAGCUGUGCCCACCGUGGUUGUUGCUCCCCUUGCCCCUACAACAGCUGCACCGGUCGCCAUGCCAGGGCUUGCCGUCAUCACACCAACCGCGCAGCUGGCUUGA
This is a messenger RNA of Phanerochaete carnosa HHB-10118-sp, 393 nucleotides long. RefSeq lists its product as uncharacterized. The transcript is spliced from 2 exons. Lineage: Eukaryota; Fungi; Basidiomycota; Agaricomycetes; Polyporales; Phanerochaetaceae. The coding region runs from base 1 to 393 and encodes 130 amino acids. The record is from RefSeq and is a predicted model, not a curated record.